GCUUCUGUGAUUGGAUGAAAUUUCAGACAGGCUCAGUAGCAACCAAUAUGGCUUCUAAUUUUUGUGUGACUUUUGAAUAUUUUCGAAAACUUGUGACAUAGCAAAUUGAUUACCUGUUACAAUGUUGCAUUGCAUCAUGAGGCCUCCAUUGUCAUGCAAGCAUGUAUAAGACUGAUUAUCAGGGUGGACCCUUUGUUGAGAUUUUCUCUGCCCAAGGUAAAGACCCCACCCAUGGAUGGAAGGUUGCGACCUCGAUUAAGCGAGAAUAUGAGAAAGAUGUUAAAGGAUAUUUAUAUUGUUUGGAGGGAUCCACCACCACGACCAAAAUGCAACUUCCGAAAGCCAACCUUGUACAGAGAUACCUUAUAUUUCAAGUGUUUGUUCCUCGAGGGAAAGAGUUUUCUUUUGAAAUAGGGGUUAUAGAUCAGAAGAAGAACAAGAGAAGGCUGAUGUUUUCCUCUGCUCAGAAAGACCGACACACCACUGAGCUGCAUGCCCGGAUUCCUCUCACCAUUCUCAGGAGACACGUGUGGUUGAACCUGUGUGUGGAUCUGGCAUCUGUCGUCGAGGACACCUGGCGGGGCCAGACAUACCGCUGUAUCGAGUCCAUCUGUGUGUCUGCUAACUGUAAACUACGGCGGAUAUUUACGAUGAAGAAUCAGCCGCACGAUACUUCUGAGGACGAAGAGAUGUAUGGCUAUGAGUCGUGCAACACGGGAGAAUUGGAGCUAAUACCACGGCAGUGCCAGUUUGCCUCCGAUGUGCAGUUUGUGACUCAGAUCCUGAACAUGGGGAAAAUCAAGGAUGCCGAGAGAUUGAAAGGGGGAGAUAACCCAGUCAGAUCAUCAACAGAGAUUGACCUGAAUGCCAGUGGAAGAAGAACAUCACUUAAUGACUCUGGUGGGUACCAUAUUGCCUUUGGAACAAAAGUGCCAGGGGCUCCCACAUCCAGCAAAAACAAGGGGAAUGUAACGAACAGAAGUAAUAGAAGUACGAUAUCCAGAGCUGAGGAUGCUGGUAAUGAUGAGGCAACAGAUCUCUCAGACAGUAUUUUCCGAGAUGGUGGAGGAUUUGAUCCUGGUGGGGGAGGGGACAGGCCCACUGAGACAUCACACCGAGCAGUAUUACACCGACGCCAGCUCUCCGACCCGGCCACACAGCAAGACCUAGAAAUGGCCAGUCGUUUAGGUUAUGAGAAGCCUGACUUGUUGGUUCAACCCCACCCUCCACGGGAACCCUCUACGGACCGACUCCGCAGACGAAUCCGAGUCAAAAAUGGGUCAAGUGGUGCUAACAAAGAUCGGGUAUCGAGUGCAGGAUCCCUGAAAGAUGAGGGUGUAGGUUCAGUCAGUGAAGCCUGUUCAGCUAAGUCCACCAGUUCACAUCAGGGAGGGUCAGACGAUGGCCGACGACUGCGACUGGUGUCCGACACCGAGCUGAUCUGGAAACACAAGGGGGAUAAAGUGAAAUCUCCAGAGAGGGGAGGAGAGGAAGACUUCUCAUCGUCAGGAAUUGAUUCUGGAAUUUCUGUAUCACAGUCCUAUAAAAAAGAGUAUAACCGGGAUGACUAUGAAGGGGACGGGGCUCCGAUGGAAGAAGACUUGAUGAGUGUCAUCAACAUCCUGAACACUAAUUCGGGAGAACAGGUGGAAGAUUUAGGAGAAUACGAGGAGAGUGAGGAGGAACCUGAGUCCGACAGCGAUAUGUUUCUGUUUGUGUCCAAACCCAAACCGUGCCGCCGUGUGUCCCCUAGUCAACUAGAGGCGGGGGAGGAUGCCCAGGUGAAGAGUCCAACCUUUUCUAAAGGAAAACAGCAGAGAGGCCCAAAGCUAGAGAAUGACUUUGUUCACAGUAGUGAUUCAAGUUUUGAGGAGGAGGAGACACAGAGACGAAAAAUCGUGCCUGGUUCUCGCCCCACCAGUGGCUCUUCUAGCCGCCCACACAGUGGUUCCACCACCAGUCGACCACAAAGUGGUACCACAAGCCGACCAACAAGUGGUACCACCAGUCGCCCACAGAGCGGUACGGCCAGUAGACCACAUAGUGGCUCCAACCGUCCUCCUCACAACAUCCCAAGACCCACAAGUGCAAAGACACAGGGAAGUUCUAGUUCUAAAAAUAGCGCUACAAAUCUUCCUAGUAAAAGUGGUCCCAAGCCGCAAAGGAAAGAUAAAAUAGACCUUUCAACGGAACACGUACCAACAUCUGCCGAGAGUCCGGAGCUCCAGAUGAGUUAUCAGCUACCCACUCACCGCACGGAUAAGAUGAACGGAAGUCUGUCCAACAGGAGUAUUUCUAGGAUGAGUCGCAAGUCGGUAAAAGAGAUUCCGAAAGAUGAUGUGCGUCUGUCUGUGAUAAAGUCAUCAGAGAAACCUUAUGAUUAUACCAAAUAUAGUGCAAUCAACUUUAAAAUGGAGGACAUUACAGAUUCUUUUGAGGCGGGGAUGUUCUCUAGCAUGAAACGACAAACUGAGGAAGAUUAUGAGGACAUUUCUGCUAGUGAAUCCCCACGUAAACUGGUUCCCCCCUCCGUAGCAGGUGCUGUCAGCAAUAAAACUCCACCCAAUCCCUCUCCGAGAGAAACGGCUAAUAAUCACAGAAAUCUAUACGACUUCUCUCCAACUCUGACCCUAACCAGUGACGAGGACAGCACCUGGCAGGCUCCACCAACAGAAAUGAAGUUAGGCGUGAGUACUGACACCUUGACGUCUUCCAACCCACGGGACUGGAGCGGUGCUUUUAGUCCACCUAUUGUGUUCCCGGGGGGCCAUCCAUCGGACUCUAUAGAGGAUUUGUCUAGCUGUUCCUUAUCACCACGCAAAAACAUUCCUGCUCAAGAUACAAAGUCACGUGAGCAGACAUAUGCACCAUCUGAUGACCUGGCUGUCGAGGACGAGUUAGACCUGUUGUAUGAUUCCUGUCUGAACUGCUACUACGAUCCCAAGACCCAAAAAUAUUAUGAACUCAUCUGAAGUCUGCUGCUUGAACUGUUACUAAGGUCUACAAACUCAGGUGUUAUGAGUGAAAUCUGUUUUGUGCAGGCACACCUCAGCAUCUUGAUUUGCCGGAGUAUCUUUCAUUGUGGAAUUCGUCUACAUCCGUAUGUACCAGUAUUUAUCUGAGCCAUUAGUGCAAGAGUACAUUUUCAGUAUAUCUGACGUGAAAAUGUUUGUCAGUAAUCAGAAUUGCUUGUCAGAGAACCGGGAUUCACUCCCCCAGACUUGUGUACAAACAAUGUGAUAGGGAUUUACAGUUCUGUGGCAUUAUGAAUAAAGAUCUAGGGGCAGAGCCAGGAUUCACCCCCUAGACUUGUGUACAAACAAUGUGGUAGGAUUUACAGCACUGUGGCAUUAUCAAUAAAGAUCUAGGGACAUGUUCAGAUGUUGUAAUAUUGUGAUAAAAACUUCAUUUUUGAAUGAAGUUUGUUGAUACAUAAACUUACUCUGUUGUAAAUGUGAUCAGUAGAAAUCACACAGAAAAAUAGUCAUACAUUUAAACAUGCACCUCAGUGUAUACCCAGUGUAGUCCAUCCAAUGUGAGACCUAUAGAUUGUACCGUGGCUUCACCUAAAGGCACGGUCCGCAGCAUUAGAUGGUUUCAUUUUGAAUGGCAAAAUUAAAUAAAUUUUGUAUGAGAUUGUCAGAGAGGUAUUUUAAAUAUACAGAAAUUGAAACUCAUAUGAAAUUUGAAAACAAGGACGUCAACACAUUAAAUGUGCAUUGCCUUGUCUUGGUGGUGUAGAUGUUAUAUGGAACUGUGAUGUGUAAAACACUGAGUGAGACGAGGGACGAGGAGCUGUUGUACCAAUAUCUGUGAUCAUCCUUGUUUAUGUAAACGGUUACUGAAAAACCACAACUGUAUUGUCUUCAUGUUUAGUAAUAAACAUUAUGAAUAUGUUUAAA
Ostrea edulis (European flat oyster) is the source of this 3902-nucleotide messenger RNA. RefSeq names its product protein CFAP20DC-like. Lineage: Eukaryota; Metazoa; Mollusca; Bivalvia; Ostreida; Ostreidae. Bases 162 to 2972 code for a protein of 936 amino acids. The transcript has 19 exons. The record is from RefSeq and is a predicted model, not a curated record.